GAAGAAUAUUAAACUUCUUAAAUAAUUCCCUACAAGAAACUGCCAUUAAAAAAACCAAGAAUAAGUCCUGCAUAACAGAAACAUACGUGUUCCCGUGUGUUAUAUAUGUGUCUUGGCCAUUUUAGGCACUAAGAUGAUGUAUGAUUGUCCUAGCAUUCUUUGUAUUUGAUUAAAAACUUUUCUGGCCAGGGUGGUUAUAAGUGUUAAGUCCAGGUUCACUUGUUUAUCGUGUAAGAAAUCACACUGCAGAAGUCUUGAUAAAUGUUCGUAAUUACAGGCAAAAGAGAGGAAACAACUGUUGAGAUGUUGAGAAUACCAGGAACUGCAGGACACUCCGUGUUUCGUCACAUUUUUUCUGAAAUGGUGAAUCAUCAGAAGAAUGGUUUGUCCCUUCUCCGGGUAUCUGCAUGUUAUCCACAGAUGGCAUUGAGACCUGCGUCAACUCAGCAUGAUCUCCCUCGUCACCCAGUUCCACCUCUUAAGGAUACAUUGGCCAAAUUUGUCAGGUCUGUGAAACCACUUUUAUCAUCAUCAGAGCUCUCUACUACAGAACGCCUUGUGAAAGAUUUUAGCGAAGGAGAUGGACAGAAGCUUCAAAAAAUUUUAGAAAACAGAGCCAAGAGUAUGGACAGCUGGAUAGCUGACUGGUGGCUUACUGCAGCAUACUUGUCAUACCGCCUACCUGUAGUGGUUCAUUCAAACCCUGCACUUGUAUUUCCACGUCAGUUAUUCCAAACACAAGAAGAGUUUCUUACAUAUGCUGCUAAACUCACUUUUGCAGCCCUUAACUACAAAUCAGACAUUGAUAAUGAUAAAAUACCUAUUGAGAAGAUGGGUAAGGAACCACUGGACAUGACUCAGUACAAGAGGGUAUAUGGCACAUGCCGAAUUCCAGCCCCAAACUGUGAUAAAAUGCAUUUCAGUGAUCCAUCGUGCCCAGUGCGGCAUAUUGUAGUUGCACACAACAAUCAUUUUUUCAAGAUUAAUGUUUAUGAGAACAAUGGUAAUAUUCUAAGCCCUGUUAAGCUGCUUGGGCAAUUGGAAGCAGUGGUGGCAGCUUCUCAAACACCAGUGGAACCUGUUGGAAUUCUGACUAGUGAGCACCGGGAUACCUGGGCAGAAGUGUACAGUGACUUAGUGAAAGAUGAAACAAACUGGAAGAGUGUAGAAGCUAUUCAGACUUCUCUGUUUCUUCUUUGUCUUGAUGGACCUGCUUCGCACCUUAGUGCACCAAAUGUUGCUACUUUGGCUGCACUGAAAAUAGUACAUGGGGGAGGUAACAAAGGAAGUUCUGGAAAUCGCUGGUUUGACAAAACAAUUGAGAUCGUGGUUGGUCGUGAAGGAGAAGUUGGAAUUGUAGUGGAGCAUAGCCCUGCUGAGGCAGUGCCAGUUGCUAUGCUUAUGAACUAUUGCUUGGAUUUCCUAGAGAAGAUUCCAAAGAGCAAGCUUGGAGAAAAUGUUUCAGCUUUUCCAGAACCAGAGAAAUUGGAAUUCAAUGUUAGCCCAAAUAUUAGGAAUGCUAUUAAAGUGGCUGAGCACAAUCUGGACAAGUUGAUUGAGGACACUGACUUCUUGUCAUGUACAUAUCUUGGAUAUGGAAAGAAUUUAAUCAAAGAAUUUAAAGUGAGUCCUGACAGUUAUAUCCAGAUGGCACUUCAGUUAGCAUAUUACAGACUUCAUAAUGAACCAGCAGCCCACUGUUCAAUAGAGUCCGUUCAUUUUGCCAAGACAAUGCUCAAUCCUAAUAGUUCAUAUGAAGAUAAAAAACAGGCUCUCUUGGCUGCUGUUAAAAGUCAUAAAGACUAUGCUACACAGGCUGCAUUUGGGCUAGGUGUAGACAGACAUCUGCUAGGACUGAAGCUUGCGGCAAUUGAAAAUGGAAUACAGAUGCAUCCUCUUUAUAAAGAUCCAUCAUAUGUACGUAGCACACAUUUCAAAAUAACAAGCAGCCAGGUUGCUGGGAAAGGUAAUUCAGUGAUGUGUUAUGGUCCAGUGGUUCCUGAUGGCUAUGCUUCAUGCUACAAUCCAUUGGGAAACACAAUUAACUUUGGUUUAUCAGCUUUCAAAUUAGGCCAUGGCACUGAUGUAAAGGCCUUCCAUGAUGCCCUGAUGGCUUCAUUUGAUGACAUGGAGAAAGUGAUGGCUGUUGGUCACCAAACUAAAGCCAAGUUGUAAUUUGUAAGCCAUUAUAGUAUGUACAAUUUUAUCAUAAUGGUUAUUAACUGAGUGGAGCUGGUGAAUCUGUACUAGUCAGGUAAUAUCAGUUUGUCUGGAUAUACAGUAUUUUAUAGUAAUGCUUUUGCUUUGUGCCUUCUUUAAUCGAAUGUGUCAACAAGUGACAAGCAGAAUAUUGUUUUCUCUCAGGUUUCCAGCACAGUAAAACAGUUCCUAUUGUUUGAGGAUGAAAUUAGAGAAAGGAUGGACCAUUGAUAUGUUAGCACAUAAGAAAAUGCUGUAAUAUUACUGACACAUCAGUUGUUUGAUAUACUGGAAAAUGUGGAGGUACUUUAAAGAACAAAGUUAUGUCUGAAGUUUUCCAUUUUGAUGGAAUUUCUCUAUUUUUAUUGUCAAUGUCCUUAAGGGUUAACUUGAGCCAAAAUUAUUGCAAUACUUAUGCUUUUUUUAUCUGAUAAUAUUUUGUGAAAUGGAAUUUAAUGAAUUUUGAAGUCUGAAGUUCAUAAUGAAUGCAACUAGAUAAGAUUAAUUGUCUUUGUAAUGUUAACAGUGUUUUUCUUGUUACUUUUAAUUAUAUUUACUCGCUUUCUAUUAAUAAGGAAAUAUCUCCAUUCAGUUGAAAGACCUUACAUUUCCAUUGUAUGUAUUCAUAAUCACAAUGAUCAUAUAUUAUAACCUGGUGCCUUCAAUGCAAAUUAAUGAUAGAAAUCUGUGAUAUUUAACAUGUUAAACUGAAGAAUCAAUGUAUAUUCUUUGGUUGGCAUAUAUUUUGUCUAAACAAGGCUGGUUAAGUCUGAUAUCCAUGGCAUUUGUGGAAGAAUAUUUCUUUAAUAUAGUGUAUUUGACUUCUUAUGUGAGAUUUGCUGCUGGAGAGUGACAAGAGUUUUAGGUCUGUUAUAAAAGAAUCCAGUUGUUGCCAUGGCAUUAUUAAAUAUGGAUUGAAUAUGCUGGUUUUUAUCAUUGCAUGGGCAUAUAGAUAUAUGCACAGAAAAAUCAAACACUGUAUGUACAAACUGAAUUUUAUUUGUUUCAUAAUUGAUGCAUUUGUAAUACUUGGUUUAUGUAAGUUCUGUCACUUCUUGUAAUAAUUUCAUGGUUGAAUAUUGUGCAUGUGUUUUGUCAGUAUGUCACAUUAAUAUAUAUUGAGUAUGCAGAUAAGUGUUUAUCUUAUAUAGCAAAUAUAAUUUCAAAGUUUCCUAGUUUGUA
This is a messenger RNA of Zootermopsis nevadensis, 3381 nucleotides long. NCBI's taxonomy places the organism in Eukaryota, Metazoa, Arthropoda, Insecta, Blattodea, Termopsidae. The record is from RefSeq and is a predicted model, not a curated record.